Scleropages formosus (Asian bonytongue) is the source of this 1667-nucleotide messenger RNA. Its product is annotated as suppressor of cytokine signaling 1-like. Lineage: Eukaryota; Metazoa; Chordata; Actinopteri; Osteoglossiformes; Osteoglossidae. Gene Ontology annotation, molecular function: 1-phosphatidylinositol-3-kinase regulator activity. The transcript has 2 exons. Gene Ontology annotation, cellular component: phosphatidylinositol 3-kinase complex. Bases 411 to 1022 code for a protein of 203 amino acids. The record is from RefSeq and is a predicted model, not a curated record. Gene Ontology annotation, biological process: phosphatidylinositol phosphate biosynthetic process; intracellular signal transduction.
ACAGUCACUGUGUGUACAGGUCUGUGGACAAAAUGUUUUGUCCUCGAUGCGCUCUAGAAAGAGAAUGACGCGCCAUGCGUUCGCUGUUUUCCUGAAGGGGAGCGGCUUAUUGUAAAUAGCGUACGCUGAUUGUGCUGUAAAGCGCAGGAAUGGCGGAGACAAAAGUGAACGCGCCGGUCACGCGGAACGGAGCCAGAGGAGCACCAGCGCGAGCGAGGCCCGCGCGCUGACUGCACAUCACGUGAUUUCAUGGAAUGGCGCUGCAGGAGAAGCGCAAAUGUGAAAGUAAAACUUGGCACGAAUCUAUCAGUAUAUCUUUCCCCAAGCUGUGCUGGAGAUUUGAACACUUUGUCUGCAUCACUGAAUGACAGACACUAUGGAAGAUCACACAGGCCGUUCUACACUGUAGGAUGGUUGCACGCAAUAACCUGGAAGACAAUUCAGCAGCAACACAGAACAGAACAAGCAUCGAACUUCCUGCAGUUGAUUUCCACCCCCUCCAGAACAGGCAGCACCAGCACGGCGCCCCCUGCCCUGAGAGCCAGACACGCUUCCGACUCUUCAAAAACGACGACUUCAAAAUUAUCACCAAGACGACCUCCAUGCUGGAGAGAAGCGGUUUUUACUGGGGCCCCAUAACAGUUGAAGAAGCUCACAGCAGACUGAAACAGGAGCCUCUGGGAACCUUCCUCAUCCGAGACAGUCGACAAAAAGACGUGUUGUUCACGCUCAGCUACAGGGCGCCAUCGGGACCCACCAGUGUUCGGAUCAAUUUCGAGGGCUCCCGCUUCAGCUUGGCUGGAAGUGAGAAGUCCUUUGACUCCAUCUUCACACUGUUGGAACAUUACAUAGCUUCACCUAAGAAGUGUCUCAUCAGGCCUUACAGGAAAGUCAGAUUACAGCCAUUGCAAGAGCUUUGCCGGAAAAGGAUUAUCGAAACAUGUGGUGGGGAGAAAAUAGACAACAUCCCAGUAAAUGCUGUUUUGAAAGACUUUUUGAACUCCUUUCCUUAUCGGCUAUAAGGACAAGUCUAAAUGCAUUACAAAAGCACCACUGCCAUCACAGGUGGAAGACACUUGAGUUUUGAUUUGCUGUUCUGUUCUGUUUUUUUUUUUUUUUUUUUAGUAAUUUUAUAUUCUUGUAGCAAAUUGAGAUAUUAUGAAAUAUACUUGAACACUUAUUAUGCUUAUGAAUGUUUACACUAUGUACUGUAUGAGCAUAUAUGCUCUGAAUAGCAUAUGUCUGCUAUGCAGAUGACAAUGGUAUCUGGAAUCCCACACAAAAUAAAUUUUUGUGCUGAAAAAUUAAUAACAAAUUGCUCUACUUUUUUCACUGGGAAAUCUAGAACUGACAUACUGAGAAAGAAAGAAAGAAAGAAAAAGUGUAACUUGAGAGUUUAAAGUUUUAAUACUCUUGGGAAUUUAGGAGAUACUGUAGUUUCUGUAGUAAACUGUAACUGUUUCAGGAUCAGGAAAGCUGGUACCGAACAGCUGCAAAGAGUUUGCUGUUUCAGAUAAACAGCUAAUGGCCAUUGUUUUGUCAGAUUAGCUGUUACUGUCUGAGGUUUAAUAGUACACAGAAAUAAUAUUGUAUUGUACUGUGUAAAUUUUGAAAAAUGAAACAGCAACCAAUGAAAAUAAGAUCUUUUAUCAAAGAUCUAUAAUUUA